Molecule: messenger RNA, 2418 nt
Organism: Trichomonas vaginalis G3
Lineage: Eukaryota; Parabasalia; Trichomonadida; Trichomonadidae
Exons: 1
Coding region: 1-2418 (805 amino acids)
Source: RefSeq, a predicted model, not a curated record
AUGGAAACUGAUGAAGUUAUCUAUAAUUUAAAGAAACUACUUGAAAUUUUAAAUCCAACAGAUAAUAGAGAAGUUUCUGAGCCAGUUUCCAAAAAACAGAAUCAAUAUGAAACUGAAAAACCAAAUCCGGAAAAUAGAGUCAAUAAAAAAGCAGAUACUAAACCGCAAAAUGAAAGCAAACCAAAAAGAAAGAAUCAAACUCAAACAAAACCAAAGCAAACUAAACCUAAACGCAAUCUUCAAAUAGAAAAGAGAAAUAGGGAAUUAAAAUCUAAAGAGAAUGAAUUGAUUUAUGCAGAAAAAGAUAUUUCAUUACAAAAAUCCUUCUCUUUAUGGGUAAAGAAGUUAAAGCAAAAUUUACUCAAGAAAUCUAAAAGGCCACAUCAUCAUAAUUCUCAGAGAGAUCAUCUUCAUUCACACAAAUCUCAUGGGUCACCUCAUUCUCAUCAUAAUUCUAAAUCUUCACAAAAACUUAAUUCAUCAAAAUCUCAAAAUCAUCAACACAGAACAACAGAACAAAAAUUUGAUGCAACUGUUGAAUUUUUGAUCAAUGCAUUCAAUCAUCCAAAGAAAAUUGUAGAAUUUGAUGAUGAUUACUCAGAAGAAGAACAAGCUCAGAAUUCGCAACUCCAAGAAUCAUCAGAAGUUUACAGUACUGACAGAUCACCAAAUCAAAAGACUGAUGUCAAAAGACCAUCACCAAAAUCUAAAUCAUCACAAAAUACUUCGAAAAAAUUGUCGAAUUCAAGUAAGAAGUCGAUGAGUCAGAACAGUGGUAAAUCAGAAAAGCGUCGUGGUGUCUUUGGAGAAUCAGAUUCUGAUGACAUUGCAGAUUUGUAUUCAAUUCCUGUCAAAAAGAACAAUGAGCAGCCAAAUCCCAAAGUAAAGAACUUUAUUCCAAAAGAAAUUGAAGAAGAUGAAAGCAAUGAGUUCUUCGUUGUUCAAUCAAAUCGCCAUUAUUAUCGAAUUCAAGAAGAGCUAAAUGACACCAUUUCUGCAUACUUUGAAGAAGAUGUUCCUGAUAGAAUUUGCAGACUUGAUGAUCAGAAGAAGUCAAAAGUCCAAAACAAGCCAAAAGAAGAUAAAAAGAAGACAAGCAAUAUUGAAAUAAUUGCAAAUGAAUAUGUUGAUCAGCUUUCACUUGGAUUUUCUUCAGAUUCAAUGCCCCCAAAGCAAGAAAUGAAAUCCCAACCAGUCCAGAAACAAGAAAAGCUUGUUAAACAAAAGAAUUUAACUCAGUCGAUUCCACCAAAGAAAGAGACAAAAGAAAUUAUUGAAGAAAUUCAAAAAGAGGAGGAAGAAAUCCAUGAAGAAGAAGAAUUUAUUGAAAUUGAAGACUUUAAUAAAGAGAACAUCAACAGUGAAGAAGAAGAGGAAGAUAAAGGCAAUGAAAUUAUUAAUAACGAAGAAGAAGAAUUGACUCCAAUUUUCAUUGAUGAUUCGGAUGAUGAUGCUAAACACAACGAAGAAGAAAAUGAGAAAGAAGAACAAAAAGAAAAUCAGGAAGAAGAAGAUCUUCAACAUAUGUUCGAUUUCGAUGAAUCUGAAAAUGAAGAAGAAGCCGAAGCUGAAAAUCCGCAAAAACAAACAGUUGAAAAAGUAAAUGAUUCUAAACCAGAAGAUAAUAAUAAGCAACAGAAUAUAAAACCAAAUGAUACUGAUAAUAAAGAAAUUGAUAACGAACCUGAAGAUGUCGAAAAAGAUGAUUCAACUGAAAAAGAGAUAUUCCAGGAUAAGCAACAGAAUGUCAAGCCUGAAAAUAACAACACACAAAUGACAAAAGCCAAAGAUGAUAAACAAGUAACUACAGAAGCUGCUGACAAGAAACCUCAAGAAUCUAAGCCAAUUCCCGAUGUUAAGGAACAAGCACCGAAUAAUACAGAAGUUUCUGAAGAAAACAAAUCUUCUUCUAAUGAAAAUCCUUCACAAAAUAAAUCACAAGACGAAAAUAAUGCCAAAGAAAUAGAGACUGAAAAUAAAGUGAUAGAUGAAGAUGAAGAAUUUGAAAUCAUUUCAGAUUCUGAACCUGAAAAAGUUGACAAGGAUGCGACAGUAGAUAAUCAGUUAAAUAAGGAUUCUUUUGAAGUUUCGGAUGAUGAUAAAGUAGAUAUAGUUAUAGAGACGGAUAGUAAAGAAGAAAAGAAAGAAGAUGAUGAAAUAAAAGAUGAUUUCGAAAGUGAUGGAGAAAUUCAUAUUUCUGACGAAGAAAAGAAAUCAGAAGAGAAAGAAGAUUCAAUUAAUGUUUCUUCAUUCUUAUCAGAUGAUUUCGAAGAUGUAGAAAAACAAGUUAAUAAUCAAGAGGAAAAGAAGCCUGAAGAUAAUAAGACAGAAACAAAGGAUGAUUCUAAAGGUGAAUCUUUUUCGGACUUCGAAGAUCCUACAUCAGAUAUUGUAAUUUCAGAUGACUUUACGGACUGA